Spinacia oleracea (spinach) is the source of this 3798-nucleotide messenger RNA. RefSeq lists its product as uncharacterized. The transcript is spliced from 3 exons. Bases 1 to 3798 code for a protein of 1265 amino acids. The record is from RefSeq and is a predicted model, not a curated record. Lineage: Eukaryota; Viridiplantae; Streptophyta; Magnoliopsida; Caryophyllales; Amaranthaceae.
AUGGCGAGGAAGAAGAAAGCAAUACUGAAUAUUUCUACGACGAAAGUUGCAGCGAAGACUCCCUCAGUAAGUUCUCACACUUCAGGCACCAGUACUACUCAAAAUGAUGCCCAAAAUGCAAACCCAGAUGCUCUGAUUUUUUACUCAGAUGGCGAGGAGCUGAUGCAUUCUCCUCUAGUCCACCCUUCGGCUAGUAUGAUUCUACGCAAACUUCAUGAUACUAUUUUGUUAUUGGAUCAGAAUUUGGGGGUUGGUCGUAAUAAUACUGUGGGUGGAACUAACCCUCAGGGGAAUGGAGAAUCUGUUGUUAUUGGGGAUAUUGGGGGAAAUAACACUGAACCUGGGGUAGUUGAACCUCCGAUUGUUAAAGAACCAUGGAAAAAUCUGUUCACUGGAUCUAAAAUGGCUUCAAAAGGGGCGUCCCUAUCUUUUGUUACACCUGUGCUGCAGGAUGGGAAGAAAAUUGCUCAAUUGCAGGAGGAUGAAAUGAAUGAACUCACUGAGAAAUGGAAAUCAUCUAUGGUGAUGUAUGUGGUAGGGGAUUCCCCUACUAUAGCUUCUGUGAAAAGAUAUAUGGAAGGGAUGUGGAAUUCUGUUGCUCAGCCUCAGGUGUUUUACCAUGAUGAUGGUUACUUCAUCAUCAAGUUUGUGAACAUGAAGGACAGAAACCAGAUUAUUGCAGGAGGACCUUAUACAUUUUAUGGGAAACCAGUUAUCAUUAAACCCUGGACAGCAAACUUUAAUUUCUAUGAAGAAGUACUUAGGGUUAUCCCUUUGUGGGUGAGAUUUCCUAAUCUGCCACUCAAUUGUUGGGGGUGUGAUUCACUAAGCAGGAUUGGUAGUCUGUUAGGGGUGCCACUCUUUGCUGAUGAAUGCACUACUAGGCAAGAUAGAGUAUCUUUUGCUCGAGUGUUGAUAGAAAUGGAUAUCACUAGCCCAUUGCCUGAUUGUGUCUGGAUAGAGGAUUCAAAGGGUGGGAUGUUCAAGCAAGCUGUUACUUAUGACUGGUUGCCACAAUAUUGUAAAGUUUGCUGUACUGCAGGCCAUGAUUGUACUAAAAAGACUAAACCACCAGUACCAAAACCUGUAGCCAAAAAGGUGUGGGUUCCUAAAGCUGUCCAACAAGCACAUCCAGUGACAGAACAACAUGAGCAACCUAAUGUUGUGCACACUCCUGAGAUGCCUGUUAACAAUGUAUCUGAUCCUACUCCAUGGAAAAUUGUGACAAGAAGGACUAAGGGAUUGUCUAGAAUGAGGACUUUGAGCCCUAGAAAUCCAUUUACUGUGUUGCCUGCAGAAUUGGGUUUCAAAGAAUUAACAGGAGGUGAUAUGGAGAUGCAAAACCCUACUGAACCCCCUGAUGAAGAAGAAACUAGAGUUAAGGAAAGCAAUUUCUCUAGAGUAGUCAAUAAGUUUGGGAGAAAUUGGAAAUGGGAAAAUAAUUACACUGCAAACCCCAGAGGUAGAAUUUGGGUAGGCUGGCUUUAUCAAGAAGUUGAUAUCCAUGUGUUACAGGUGCAUGAACAAUUUAUUCACUGUGAAAUUAGGGAUAGGUAUGGAGUGGUGGAAUUAAUCAAUGGUACUCCUCUUUCAGCAACAGAAACCAAGGAUUUUGAUGAGUUUAUUACAAGUAAUGGGCUGUGUCCUGUAAAGAGUGUAGGACAUUAUUUUUCUUGGCACAAAGGCACUAGUGAAGGUAAAAUUGCUAGCAGGAUUGAUUGGUGUUUGGGAAAUGAUGAAUGGAUUCAUAAAGUCAGUAAUGUUCAGGUUGAAUACCUAAACCCUUCCAUCUCUGACCACUCCCCUUUACUGAUAAAGUGUCUGCCAGACAAGGUGGAGGGGGGUAGACCUUUCAGAUUUCUCAAUUAUUUGGCUGAUCAUAGUAGCUUUUCUGCUAUUAUUCAGGCAGCUUUUACUGAAGUAUACCAUGGCACUCCUAUGUUUAAGCUCUGGUGUAAGCUGAAAAAAGUCAAGGCUGAACUCAAGAAGUUACAUAGAGAAGACUUCUCUGGUAUUACUGAGAAGAUUACCAUUGCUAGAAGUGAGCUUGAUAAGGUUCAACAGAGUUUGCAAACUGGUAGAUCUCCUGCUCUUCUCAACCAAGAGGUGGUUUGCAUUAAACAGCUUAGGCAUUGGCUGAGAAUUGAUGAGAUAGCAUUGAGACAGAAAUCUAGGAUCCAAUGGCUAAAACUAGGUGAUUCUAACAACCACUUUUUCUUUUCCACUGUGAAAGAAAGAGUUAGAUUCAAUAGCAUUGCCAUCCUAUAUGAUGAUAAUGGCACUAAAUUGGUUGAUCCUGAUCUAAUUCAAACAGAAAUUCUGAGUUUCUACAAAAAGCCGCUUGGCACUUCUGCAAACACUCUUCCCUCUAUUCACAUUCCAACAAUGAGAAAUGGAUCUAGACUAAAUAAUGAUGCUAGACAGGAUCUGUGCAGGGAUAUUACUGAUGAUGAGAUUGAUUUGGCAUUACAUGGGAUUGGCAAUGAUAAGGCUCCUGGUCCAGAUGGUUUAAAUGCAGUCUUUUUCAAAAAGGCUUGGCCUGUCAUCAAACAUGAUAUUUAUAGAGCAGUGAAGGAUGUGUUUGUUACCAAUUCCAUGCUUCCCCAGUACAACUGUACAUCUAUUACUCUCAUUCCAAAAGUUCCUAAUCCUACAAGAGUUAAAGAGUACAGACCAAUUGCAUGUUGUAAUGUGGUGUACAAAAUUGUUUCAAAAAUUCUAACUACAAGAAUGCAAGGGGUGAUUGGACAGGUUGUUAGUGAAUGUCAAUCUAGGUUUAUUCCUGAGAGGCAAAUUUCUGACAAUAUUCUGCUUGCUACUGAGCUCAUUAAGGGCUACACUAGAGCCCAUCUUUCACCCAGAUGUAUGCUCAAGAUUGACUUAAAGAAAGCCUAUGAUUUAAUUGAAUGGCCUUUCUUGAUCAGUGUUAUGGAUGCUCUUGGCUUCCCUCGUAGAUUUGUGCAAUGGGUGUACACAUGCAUUUCCACUGUCUCUUACAGUGUGCUCAUUAAUGGGAAACCUUGUACACCUUUCAAAGCUAAAAAAGGGCUAAGACAGGGAGAUCCCUUGUCUCCUUUUUUAUUUGCUAUUGGUAUGGAAUACAUGUCUAGACAUCUCCAUCAGUUGCAGACCAAGCCUGAUUUUAACUUUCACCCAAGAUGUGCUAAACUGGCUCUUACUCAUCUAAUGUUUGCUGAUGAUUUGCUUCUAUUCUGUAGGGCAGAUCUAAUCUCUAUUGACAUGAUGUUGGCUUCUUUUAAGAAGUUUUCUCUAGCUUCUGGUUUGGAGGCUAAUAUGGAUAAAAGUAACAUUUAUGUUGGGGGUGUUUAUGGUCAAGAUAAAGCUGAUAUUCUCAAUGCAGUUUCUACUCCUGAAGGUUCCUUUCCCUUCAGAUAUUUGGGAGUUCCCCUCUCAACUAAGAAGCUGAAGUAUACUCAAUGUAGACCCUUAAUUGAGAAGGUGUUGGCUAGAGCUAAAGUGUGGACUGUCAAGCAUCUAUCUUAUGCAGGUAGGCUCCAGUUGGUUCAAACAAUAUUGCUGAGUUUACAAUCCUUUUGGUGUCAGAUUUUCAUCUUGCCAAAGAAAGUGAUCAAAGAAAUUCAAGGGUAUUGUAGGGUGUUCCUGUGGACAGGCAACACUGACCCUUCAAAAAAAGCUCUGGUUGCUUGGCACAAUCUUUGCUUGCCCAAAGUUGCUGGUGGUUUGAAUCUGAAAGAUAUGUGCUGGUGGAACAAAGCAGCUGUUGCUAAACUCCUCUGGGCUAUAACUUAUAAGAAGGAUAGACUUUGGUGUAAAUAG